Molecule: messenger RNA, 5490 nt
Organism: Salarias fasciatus (jewelled blenny)
Lineage: Eukaryota; Metazoa; Chordata; Actinopteri; Blenniiformes; Blenniidae
Gene: erich3
Product: glutamate-rich 3
Exons: 14
Coding region: 1-5484 (1827 amino acids)
Source: RefSeq, a predicted model, not a curated record
AUGAGCCACCUCAAUCCAGGACUCAUUUCGGCCUACAACAGCCUCACAGACAAACACCUGGCUGGAUACUUCAGCAACACUCGGAUCAGGAGACAUCUCCAGAGGGCAGGACUGAUCACCAGGAGUGGGCGUAUUGUUCCAGACAAGGAGUACAGACACAAACUGAUCCAGAGAGCUCAUCAGAGGCACGUUCGAGAAUGCUUGGCCCAGGCUAUUUUCCACAAAGUGCUGGAGAUGGAGCGUCUGCAUCAAAUAGAGAUCAAACGCAAACUGGAGGAGUUUGCAAGGAGGGAAAGAGUGCACAAGAUCAAGGUGGAGCGCUCUAAAAGGUAUGAGGAAGACAUCAUUCGCAUACUGUCCCCACGUCCACCCACUGGCGUGAGGGGCUUCCAGAAGCAGCACUCUGGACCAGAGGGAGAGCACUCCGAGUCCUCCGAGUCGCCAGGUUCAUCUCGACCCAACACGGCUCCAGGGAAGAUGCAGAGGCCCGUGCGCUUGAAGCCGAUUCACAGUAACAGCACCACAGCUACCGUCAGGCGCAGCUCGCCUUACAGACUCCUCGAGUCUUCUCAUGGGAACGAACAGCCGUUCAACUGCACUAUGGACAAAGAGUCCCGGAGACGUCUGACUCCGAUGGAGGCCUCGCAUGGCAUCUCACCCUACUGCCUCCCUGUCAUCAACAACUUUGUCGCCCCAGCGCCUCCUGCCACCAAGAGGAAAGACAGGGGGGUGAAGCUGACUCGCAGCAGCACCGUCAGAGGCCGCAGGCUGCGUCCGACCACCGCUUCCAGUGGCGCCGACAUCAGUGAGGACCCCCCAAUGCUGAGGAGCUCUGUUCACCAGAGCAAAGUUACUGUAAACAUGGUUUACUUUGGCAAAACAGUGCACCUCUCUCCUGACCUGACAGACAUGAGAGACGAUGUCAAAGUGUUUCAGCAGCACUGCGGAGGAGAAAACCUGUGUGUGUUCAAAGGAAAGCUCCGUGAAGGAGAGUUGUUCCAGUUCAUUUCAAGGCGACACCGAGGUUUUCCCUUCAGCCUGACUUUCUUCCUGAACGGGCUGCAGGUGGAGCGGCUGAGCUCCUGCUGUGAGUUCAAACACAGGAAGGGCUCCCGACUCGGCGGCAGGCACGGACACUUUGGUUUUUCUGGUGUGGAGGGGGCAUCGCCCUGCUACAAGUGCAUUAUUGCAAUGGGCCUGGACAAGAAACCAACUCCUCCACCAAAACGGGUGAAAGAGAACGCAGGAAGGGACCAAUCAGCGAGCAGCACGAAAGACUCACCAGAGGUGGAGACGGAGAGGAUGGUGGAAGAUGCUGUUACCCACUCAGACUGUGAAUCCAGUCAGCCUCGGGACAUGGAGACGCAGGUUGAAGAAGAAACAGCACGUGAGGUGGAAAAAGUCAGAGAUGAUUAUGAAGAAGACUUUGAAGCAGAUGACGAAGGGCCUGCAGAGAACGAAGAUGCUGGAGAGAAGAAGUCUCCACCCCUUCUGAGUGAAACUGAGAGGCAGCUCAGAGACAAAGACGUUACUGAGACUGAUUACGAUGAGAAGGAUGAAGACAUAAAGUCUCGCUGCGGCUCCAGCUCCGUAGGCAGCGAUCAGGAGGAGAGUGACAACGAAGCUGCAAACAACCCCAAAGAGGAGGAGAAAGCAGAGCAACCAGAAGAGGUCAAUCAAGAAGAAAGCGUUUCUGUAUCAAAUGAAAAAGAGGAACCGAAUCUUGAAGAAGUUGUCGCCACCAAGGGUGAAUCUCCUGUGGUCAAAGAUUCAGACAUGCAGACUAGUGCAGGGGAAAGCACUGAGAUAGAGAUCUCUGACACCAGCGCCCUCUCAGGCAAUGAGAAAAGACAGAGCGACGACAUCUCAGGAGAUACAAACGCAGAAAAAACAGCAGAAGAGAGCAAACAGGAGGAGGAACAGGAAAGAGCCAAAUCUGUACAGGAGAAGCUGGCAGAAGCCAUACUGAAGGAGUCCCAGUGCAACUCUGAGCCUGAGCUGAGUGACACCAGCACUGAGGAGUCCACAGAUGAAGGCUCUAAGCAAGACAGCAAAGAUACUAUCACAGAGAAGCUCCACACGUUAACAGAACAUCAGCAAACCACCGUGGGAGAAGUAAAACGUGAGGAAAGUGUCAGUGGGGACGGUGAAGCCUCUCAGAAACAAGAGGAAGAGACUCAUUCUAAAGAACAGGAAGAAGGUGAGAAGCAGCCUCUUGAAAACAUAGAUAGCACUAAAGAUGAGGAGGUCAGCGAGGCUAUGGAGGAUGAAAAGACUUCAGGAGAUGAGGCCACAGCAGAGAAGAACAGAUCAAAGUGUGCGGAGAAUACGAAUGACACCCCACAAUCUAUAAAUAAAGAAACUAAAGCUCAGGAUAGCACGACUGCAGACUCUCUUGAACAAGCAGUAGCUACAGCUAUGGAUGUUGAAGCUGUUACAGAAGAUGACGCAAAGGAGGAGGGAGUUGCAAAAGAAAACCAGAUUGAGAAUGACGAGAAGGGGCAAGGGCCAAAAAGUGACGAAGAGGAUGAGUCAUCAGUAUCAGAGCCAAAUAAAAAGACUGAUGAAACAGCAUCACCAGAUAAUGCAGAGGCGAUGACAGCAAGCGAGACAAUGGAGAUAAAAGCAGAAUCCUCUGAGGAGCGAGAGGCCCUCAGCUGUGAAGAGGCUCCUGCGACUGACGCAGAGGAAGCACAGCAGGCAGAAAGCGAGAACAGGACUGCAGCAUCAGGAGCAGAAGUCACUGCAGAGACUUCGAGCAGCUCGGCAGAGGAGAGCAGAGACACCACAGUUGAGACAGCAGCAGACAAAAAUUUGGAAAAUAUAAAUAAUGCAAUUGGGGAAAAUGCAAAGGAUGAGGAAAGUAAAGAUGAAGCUAAAGAAGAGUCAGAAACAGCAGCUGAUACAGAUGACAGUCAAGGACAGAUGGAGACGGGAGAACAGAAGACCGUAAUACCUGUGGAAAUACAUGAGCAGAAGGAGCAGAAGUCUGAAGCGCAUCAUGAAGACCAGGGACAACAAAGUCAUCUAAAUUUAGAAGAAACAGCAGAAAAUGAAAAUACACUGCAAGGGGGAAAUGGUGAAAAGCAGGAAACUGAAGAGGGUGACUAUGACAAUAAGGCGGAUGAAGAAUACCUGACAGAGGAGACUGAAAAUGUUAUGAAUAUUAACACAAGAGAGGAUAAAGAAGCAGAGGAAACCCUUAAUGAACAUGAUCCAAUCACUAAAGAAGAACCAGGAAAAGCUCAGGAUGACCAGGAGAGUGAAUGUGUUGAGAACAAGGAUGAAAACAAGAAAUCUGAAGCCUUGGAAGCCGAAGAAGACAACCAGGACCAAGACAAAAAUGAGAAAAGUGCAGCUGUUGACAUAAACAAUGAUGCAGAAAAAUAUGACAGAAAUGACAAAGAGAGUAAAAUGGAGCAAGAAGCUUUAGACAAUAAGAAUCCUGAAAGCUGUGAGGACAAAACAGAUGCAGCAGAUAAGACUACAGUAGAAAUGUUAGAGCUUACAGAAGACACAGAUAAAGACAAUGUGAAAAAAUCCAAUGAAAAUAUUCAAUCAGACGAUGUUGGUGGGAGUGACUCAGCAGAGACUGCUCAAUCAAAUGAAAAACCAUCAGAUAAAACAGAGAAAGAAUAUAUUGAGAUAGAAGCUGAGAAAGCCAGUCACAGCAAUGAACACGGACAAAUUGAUGCUGAAAAUGGUGAAAUAUCUGCUGGAGCUGAAAGCAAUGCUCAUUUGCAAGAAGAAGAUAGACAGGAUUUAAAAGCAGAAGCACAGCAAGGCCAGGAAGAAAUAAAAACAGAGGAAUCCACUGAAAGCCAGAGUUCACAUGUGAAAAAAGCACCCACAAGAUCUGAAGAAGGUUCAGAGAAACUUGCAGAGUAUGAAGACGACCAUGCUUCUGGAGGUGAUAUGGUAGAAACGGUAGAAAGUUACAAUAAAGAAGGUGAUGCUGAAAAUCAUGAUGAAUCCAUUAAAGAUGUCUCAGAGCCAGAGACACUGGGUACUGAAAUAAGAAGUAAACCGGAUAAUAGGAAAGGAAAUGAAGGAACUGAGCAGCAUGAAAAUAGCAGGAAGUCCAAUCAUGACAGUGAGAAUGGGGAGUCAGAUUUGACCGAAAAGAACAAUAACAUCAGUGAGGUGAAUACUGUGUCUUCCAGGGCUCAGGAACAAUCUUCAGCCCCCGUGCCUGUUCCUUUAGAUAAUAUCUCUCAUCUGUUAGAUCUUGACAAUAAGGAGUCGAGUGAGAAAUUUGAAUCCAAAGAAGAAAAACUUCCACAUGUGGAUGAAAAUGUGGUCAGCGUUGAUCACUCUGCUACAGAGGGAGAAAACGGAGCAGACACAGAGGAGGCGAGCAAGGCCUCUGAGGAAGGAGCGAGUGUGCUGCUCAAACCUGACGCACAGAACAAUGAGGCCCAUGAUUCAGGACAAGGCGUCACAGCCAUCAAAGGACCCGCCGAGGCCCUGGCAGUGGCCGACAACACCGAUCUGGUGACAAACUGGGUUAACAUGCACCAGUCCUCAAAGUAUUUUGAGACUUUUGUUGAACCCUUAGAAGAUCUGAGGAAGAUUUCAGAUGAUCAAGCAUCCACCUGUAAUAAAGAAGAGACACUGUCAAUCGUCCAUCCCAAAACAGAGACUUCACCCGAGGCGGCAAAGACGCUGAAAGAGGAAGAGAAAGGAUCUGAGUUAAAGGCUGAAAGUGAGUCAGGAGACCGAACCAAAGUGGAAACUGUGGAAGCAGAUCUAGAGAGCAUUCAUGCUGAAGAUAAACCAUGUGAGAGUCACUCUGCCAACAACACGCAGCAGGUGGAAGAAACUGCUGAGGUAAAAAACUUAAUACCAAUAUCAACAACUGAACAAAGUGACACGGAGUCUUCAAACAGGCAGGACACAACAUCUGGAGCACACAAAGCAAGCAGGGUGUCUCUUGAAGAAGACAUGGUUCAAGAUGGACCAACAGAAGGAGAUGGUGAAGUAAACGCUUUUUCAAAGACUGAAGUGGAAAGCAUCACAGCUACAGUCCAGUCUGUGGCCAGUCACAAAGCUGGGAGUGUUUCUGAUAACCAACCUAAUGAGAAAACCAUUAACAAUGGUCCUGACUUCAAUUUAGGUCAAACAGCAACCGAAGAGAUGAAGGAUCCUUCUCUAGAGGAUUUUCACAAUUCAAAGAGCCCAGACAAACUGAAAGAUGCAGCAGAAACAUGGGAGAGUGGUGACGUUCAAAGUCAAGAAAUUACAGAAAUAAGUGAACUGACAGCAUCAAAGCUGGAUGACAGAAGUCAAGAAGACUCCCGCGGGGGAGACACUGACGCCAAGGUGUCAGAUGAAAACAAUGGCAAGGACAGAAACGAGCUGAUCCAAGACAUCAAACACACUCUCAGCAAAGACAGACUCAGUACUUUCCUAGUCGACGAAACCAUGUUUGGCUGUAGUUCAUACCCUUUAUUAACCGCUGCAAGGACUGAGAGUGGACAUUAGAGCUGC